Messenger RNA from Bufo gargarizans (Asiatic toad), 577 nucleotides. RefSeq names its product urokinase plasminogen activator surface receptor-like. The transcript has 4 exons. Bases 101 to 577 code for a protein of 158 amino acids. Lineage: Eukaryota; Metazoa; Chordata; Amphibia; Anura; Bufonidae. The record is from RefSeq and is a predicted model, not a curated record.
UCCCUGGUCCUCCCAGGUACAGAGCAGCAGGACCUGUUUAUAUACGGCACCAUCUGGAGGAUCCUGUCACAUCGCAUCCCAGACCGACGGCAGAGAUCCAAUGAUGAAGCUGCUCCUGCAGUCCGGCCUCUCCAGCGCCCUCCUGUGUCUGGCUGUCGGGCUCCAGUGCUACCACUUUAAGGGUUUUCCGGAUCGUGCUCCUAAAGAACAGGUGGUGAAGACUUGUGACAGCACCCAGCAGCACUGCAACUCCUUUCUCGUCACAUAUAGUGGUUUGUUGCAUGGAGGUAUCCUAACCAAGGGAUGUUCUUCUGGAGAAACCUGCAACCAAACCCACACAGGCUCCCUCAAAUACAUCGAGACCAGCCAGACCACUCUCUGCUGUGACAACGACCUGUGUAACCGGGACUUGGCACCAGAUCUUGGGGAGCACUCCCAUACUGAGUGCUUGGCAUGCCAUGGACAGCCUUUGGCUUGUGGUGGCAGCGAUCUUCCGAGUCUGAGAUGUGGAUCCUCCAAUCAAUCUUGCGUUGAGGUCUCCAUCACUGUCGCUUUGAGCAAAGGUAGGACUAUGUAG